CUUCAGAGGCGACUGGUGUGUCGAGUGUCAAGGGCCGUGCCUGCGCGCUCCGGACAUCUGAGGGCGGCGGCGCGGGCGCGGCGAUUGCGGCUACGGAUCAAGUCCACUCUUGGUUUCCGCUCGCCUUCUUUUCUCAGUCACAUCCGGAAAACCGGAAAUUGCAGGCAGGACCAGACCGACGGACAGACCCACCCACUGCGCCCCACCAGUGUAUGGCCACGAGGGCGCCAAUUCCUCCCUGGGCCCCGCCCAUUAAAGUGGCUUCUGCCUCCGCCUGUCUGGACCGAUCUCCCCAAAGUAAAAAUCUAGAUUCCCGACUCACUGAUGUGAGACUUGCAGGAUUGGCUGGAAGCCACAGCCCAGCCUCCCGAUGCAGUCUGAAUCCAGCCAGUGUGAAGAGGAGACCCCUUCCCUCCUGUGGGGUUUGGAUCCUGUGUUUCUAGCCUUUGCAAAACUCUACAUCAGGGAUAUCCUGGACUUGAAGGAGUCAUGCCAGGUGCCAGGUGUAUUUUUUUACAAUGGGCAUCCAAUAAGACAAGUAGAUAUCUUGGGAACUGUAAUUGGAGUGAGAGAAAGAAAUACUUUCUACAGUUACGGAGUGGAUGAUAGCACUGGAGUUAUAAACUGCAUCUGCUGGAAAAACUUGACUGAUACCGCGUCUUCCUCAGCUGCUCCAAGUGCAAGAGAACUGAGCUUAACCUCCCAGCUUAAGAAGCUGCAAGAGACCAUUGAGCAGAGAACAAAGAUAGAAAUUGGGGACAUUAUCCGGGUCAGAGGUUAUGUCCGCACGUACAGAGAAGAGCGAGAAAUUCAUGCCACUGUUCAUUAUAAAGUAGAUGAUCCAAUAUGCAACAUUCAAAUUGCAAGGAUGCUUGAGCUGCCCAGUAUCUACAGGAAAGUUUAUGACCAGCCUUUCCAUAGCCCAGUCCUAGAAAAAGAAGCACUAAGCAAAAAUCCAGGUGUCCUGGACCUUACCAAUCUCACAUGUUUGCUGAGUGAAAAAGCCAAAGAAUUCCUCAUGAAGAACAGAGUGCAGACCUUUUACCAGCAGGAGUUGGAAAUGGUGGAGUCUCUGCUGUCCCUUGCCAAUCAGCCUGUGAUUCAUAGUGCCUGCUCCAAGCAAGCAGAUUUUAAGAAUGACACCACAUCCAAGGCAAUUCAUAGUAUAUUUAAGAAUGCUAUAAAGCUCCUGCAGGAAAAAGGAUUCAUUUACCAGAAAGAUUGUGGUUUUGAUAACCUCUUCUAUGUAACCAAAGAAGACAAAGAACUACACAGAAAGAUCCACCGUAUCAUUCAAGAAGACUGCCAGAAACCAAACCACAUGGAGAAGGGCUGCCACUUCCGGCACAUCUUGGCCUGUGCUCGCCUGAGCCUGAACCCGGGCCUGAGUGAGCCUGUGCUGCAGCAGGUGCUGGAGCUCCUGGAGGACCAGAGCGACAUCGUCAGCACCAUGGAGCACUACUACAUAGCCUUCUGAGGACAGGCCGCAGACAGCCUGCGCGGAGCCGGGCCGAGGAGAAAGACCAAGUGGCGUGCACUCCCAGGCUCUGAUUUUGAACAUCAUACAGAGGCUUAUGGGUCAGGAGGCAGUUAUCUUAAAAUCAGCUAUGAAAUAAGGUCAUUGGAGGAAUGGACUUUGGCAUAAAUUCUGUAGGCUGCCUUUUACCUGCUGUAUUCUUGGGAUAAAAUGACUUUUAUCUCGGCCACGCCACACAAGAAAGCCCUCUCUGUUGACCUGCUGGCUGGACUGGGCAUCCUUCGUGAAGCAGAGAGGGAGGAGACGGUGUUGGUGGCUGAGUCGGUGUGUGUGGAGGGGCUCUAUCAUGGUAAAGGGGCGUCGCGUGGUAAAGCCCAGGGACUGCAGGAACUGAAGAGCAUGCAGUCAGAUCACACAGAGCUAAAGCUUUUUAAAAGUUCAGACUAUCAGAAACAUUCUUGUCGUCUGCUUUAAUGGUUAAGAACCAGUGCCUGGAAGUGGCUCUCCCUGAAUGUGUGUCGCUGGGCUAUGAUUUCCAAGGGUUAAGCACCAGCGUUGGGUCAUGAGUCCAGGUUGAAUGCUUUUACAGACACUCAGAGAUGGCAGUUAAUGUGUCCAAGGCAUGGCUCUGUGUCCCUUUUCCUUCUGAGUUGAAAGGUGUUUCAGAGCAUUUGCCUGCAUUGAGGAUAUACGGGGCUAAAUACAUUGUCCCUUAAAGCCCUGAACUUCCUGGAGGCUUUCAUACAAUUAUCUGGCUGCGGUUGAUGUUAUUUUUAAGAUUAUCAUUAUCGUUGAAGUGCAGGAUGUUCUGACACCAUCCAGACAAAGACUCAGUAUGUGCCCAGACAGGUGAUGGAGUUACACUUCUGCUCAGGAUGACAAGGUAAAGGAGAAAAAUCUGCGGCAUGUAGUAGGCUUGUUCUAACAGCACGAUGACAAAGCCAGCCAGCAAAAGUAAAGCGCGGAGAAAGUUA
Myotis davidii is the source of this 2451-nucleotide messenger RNA. It is a transcript of the gene STN1, whose product is annotated as oligonucleotide/oligosaccharide-binding fold containing 1. Lineage: Eukaryota; Metazoa; Chordata; Mammalia; Chiroptera; Vespertilionidae. Bases 371 to 1477 code for a protein of 368 amino acids. The record is from RefSeq and is a predicted model, not a curated record. Gene Ontology annotation, cellular component: DNA replication factor A complex; site of double-strand break; chromosome, telomeric region. Gene Ontology annotation, biological process: DNA replication; telomere capping; double-strand break repair via homologous recombination. The transcript is spliced from 11 exons. Gene Ontology annotation, molecular function: single-stranded telomeric DNA binding.